GACGGCAGCAACUUGUUGUUUCAGUGUUUUCGCAACGCCAUAGCUUGAAUGUGUGAUCUGUGUGGCGUGGUUGUGUAUGUCUGGCUAAGUGGUAGUACAGGAAGGCUGGCCAUUCCCGAGGAGGCGUGGACUUCAAAUCCCUGGUAAAAAGGUGCAUGAGUGUGCUGGCCAGGGAUCACCAUGGGAGCGCCAUGUCCCCACCAACAUGUCAUUGAUAAGAAUUUCAGCGCCAAGCUUCUAGCUGAGAAAAAGGAGAAGUGCUGUGAGUGGUGUGGUGCUGGAGGAUGUAGUCUACGGCUGUGUCUGUACUCAGGAUGCCUUCGGGUUGGGUGUGGGGAAGGCCACGCAGACCACUCCACUCAACACAAUGGCCAGUUCCCAGCCCACUGCAUCACCCUCAACCUCACCUCCCUCCGCUCUUGGUGCUACAUGUGUGAGAUGGAGGUGACGAGUUCAGUACUGGCCAGCAUGACCAUCCCUCUGGGCCAGCAACAUCAUCUUGGUGGACCAAUCAGUGCGCCAGGCGUUGCAGUAGCUCAACCAAUCACUCCCAGUCAAUCCAGUGCUGAGGAGGAUGAUGAAGAGGAGGAAGGAGAGGAAGUGAAAGCUAAAGGUCUUGUUGGGCUGCGCAACCUGGGCCUAACUUGCUACAUGAAUGCUGCUCUUCAGGCAAUGAGCAAUACUGUCCCAUUGGCUCAGUUCAUGAUAGAGUGUCCAGCCUUUCUUCGAAAUGACAGGAAGACCCCAGGCUUGACACGACCUUUCCAAAGACUUAUGAUAGAAAUGUGGCACAAGAAGAGACCAAGCUUUAUAACACCCUCGUUGCUUUAUCAUGGCUUUAAACAGCUGUACCCUAUGUUCAGAGGCUAUACACAGCAGGAUUCUCAAGAGUUCCUUCGCUACUUCAUGGAUCAGCUGCAUGAAGAGCUUCGGGAGCCUUUGAUUGUUUCCCAUGAAGAUGAUCAUGAAGGUGAUAUGGAAGAGGAAGAUUUGUCUGCUGAAAGUCUUUCUGAAAGGGAAGACUCCCAAUCUGAAGCAGAGUAUGAGACCUGUGACUCAGGAGUAUCAGAGCAGUCCUCUGGCUCAUCAGACCACUAUCCCAGUAAACGCAAGAAACGUCACCAUGCAACCAUUGAUGUGGAGACUGGCAUUGCCACUCACAGAACCCACAAUAGGUACUUUCCUUCUUGUCAGCAUUGGAAGAGUCUUUUUCUUCCUGAUCAUGAGAGUCCAGAGUUCUCUGAUGCAGUGUCAGACACCACUCUCCUGGAUUCUGACUCUGCUGGUGGAAUGUCAUCCUCAGCUUCCCCACAGGUGCACUCCUCCUCCACCAGUGGCUUAGGCUCCAGCAAACCUUCUAUAUCGUCCCUUUCCUCAUCUUUCAAAGGUAAACCUUGUGGCACCCCUGGACGAAGAAAAAAGCCCCCAACUUAUCGCAGUGUGAUUUCUGACGUCUUUGAUGGGACCAUUGUGAGCUCGGUGCAGUGUUUGACUUGUAACACAAUAUCCUCAAGGAAAGAAACAUUCCAGGACCUAAGUUUGCCAAUUCCCAGUAGUGACCAACUCAGUAUCCUGCAACACUCCUCAGCCUCACAGUUGCAGCAAGUGGCUGGCAGCAGUGUCAGCAGUAGCAGUCUUCACUUAGCCAAGACUUCUUGUGAUACAGCAACAGAUGGAUGGAUGUGGUGGCUAUGGAUGUGGUUGAGAUCUUGGCUUUGGGGCCCAGCAGUGUCUCUCCACCAUUGCUUGGCUGCUUUCUUCAGUGCAGAUGAACUCAAAGGAGACAAUAUGUACUCAUGUGAGAAAUGUGGCAAAUUACGAAAUGGUGUUAAGUAUUCCAAAGUGCUACAGUUACCUGAAGUGUUGAUUGUUCACCUGAAGCGGUUCAGACAUGAGACAAUGUUCAGUUCCAAGAUCAGCCAAUAUGUUUCAUUCCCUCUGCAUGGACUGGAUCUUACUCAGUUCUUACACAAGGAUUGUAGCUCAGAGGUAGUAACGUAUGAUCUAUAUGGCAUCAUUUGCCACCAUGGAACUGCUGGGGGUGGCCAUUAUACUGCCUAUUGCCAGAACUGGAGUAACCAUCGCUGGUAUGAGUUUGAUGACCAGUACGUUACUGAGGUGUCCUCAGAGACGGUAGCCAAAUGUGAGGCCUAUGUUUUGUUUUACAAAAAGGCCAGCCCAGAAAUGGCUGCAAGACGACAACGGACUGUAGAACUCAUGCAGGUGUCAUCUCGAGAGCCCUCAUUGAUGCAAUUUUACAUCUCCAAGCAGUGGGUCAAUAAAUUCAACACAUUCUCAGAGCCUGGACCUAUCAACAAUUAUGACUUUUUGUGUCCUCAUGGUGGAGUACAACCACAAAAGGCUAAUCAUGUGGGAGAUUUGGUGAUGCUGUUGAAUCAAGGAGUGUGGGAGUACCUUCACCAAGUGUUUGGGGGUGGACCAGCUUGCACACGACUCUAUGAGUGUGUCACCUGCCGGGCAGAACUAGAUGCAUUAUCACGGCGCCAAACUAGUGAACUUGAAAUGUUCCUUAUGCUGAAAAAAAUGUUCCAGGAAGAAGAGCGUCCCAACAUUGUAGCUAUCUCCAUGCGAUGGUUCCGGACAUGGGAGAGUUUUGUGAGGGGAAGGGAACAGGAGCCUCCAGGACCUAUUGACAACUCCUCCAUAUGUACAAGUAAGACAGGCCAGCCAGUGCUGAAGCCAGGCUCUGAUUAUGCCCAGAUCUCAGAGGAAAUGUGGCACUUUUUCUACAAAACCUAUGGAGGAGGCCCAGAGUUGUGGGUGAUGUAUGGGAACCCACACAGUUCUGCCAGGCGGAGUGAGAAAAUAGAAGGAGUGCGGCAAGAAGCUCAGAAACAAGAGCCUCUGCAGUCAGAGUCACGAUCCCUGAGUACGGAAAACCUUCCCCACACCAGUACUUGUACUAGUCGACAGAGAACAGUUUCUGCUGGGGAGCAGGUAAUGAGAGCCUCUCCUCCAACACUUGCAAAACAAGAGGAGAUUGAUGCUGAACCUCUGGCCUCCCCGCAACCCACCAAUGACACUACUACUACAGAGGUGAAGGAGGAGAAUGAUGAGGAAGUACAGACAAGCCCUACAGGUGAAGAAGUUCUAGCUGUUGGUGAUGUGACAACACCGUCAGUAGAUUUAUGAGAAAAUUUUCACGUUCCAGUGAUAUUGUAAAUAAUAUUUAUAUUUGAAGAACUUCAAGGUUACUGGAAUGUGUGUGAUAUAUGUUAAGUUUUGAUGGCUCUGAGAAAGUUCAUGAAUUCUGAGUCAUGAAUAUUUUUUAUUCAAUGAUUCCUUAAAGGAAUGCAAGUAAUUAAACCACUGCAGUCUUGAUAUGAUGGAUCAGUUUUAACUCCUUUUAAUGGAGAAAUUUGAUAGGUUUGAUUUAAAUUGUUACUGAAUUGUUUUGUUUUUUCUUUAUAUAUAUAUAUAUAUAUAUAUAUAUAUAUAUAUAUAUAUAUAUAUAUAUAUAUAUAUAUAUAUAUAUAUAUAUAUAUAUAUAUAUAUACAUAUAUAAUGUAGGUACUCAGUGUUAAACUUUAUUUCAUAUUAUUAUAUUAGUUACUACUGAUCAUCUUUUAUCAUUAGUUUACUUACAAGUAGCUUCUCAGUGCAUCACCCCAUGUAGUCUCCACAUUGGAUGCUGUGGGCUUCAUUAUAUUUUUAUUCAUUUAUUUAUUUAUUUUUUGCUCUCUGGAUCUCCUAUUUCUAAUUUUGUGAAUUUUGGA
Portunus trituberculatus (swimming crab) is the source of this 3737-nucleotide messenger RNA. RefSeq names its product ubiquitin carboxyl-terminal hydrolase 33-like (gene Usp20-33). The record is from RefSeq and is a predicted model, not a curated record. Bases 181 to 3153 code for a protein of 990 amino acids. Gene Ontology annotation, biological process: protein deubiquitination. Lineage: Eukaryota; Metazoa; Arthropoda; Malacostraca; Decapoda; Portunidae. Gene Ontology annotation, molecular function: zinc ion binding; cysteine-type deubiquitinase activity. The transcript has 14 exons.